This is a messenger RNA of Sebastes umbrosus (honeycomb rockfish), 5276 nucleotides long. RefSeq names its product heat shock transcription factor 4 (gene hsf4). The record is from RefSeq and is a predicted model, not a curated record. Gene Ontology annotation, biological process: regulation of DNA-templated transcription. Bases 362 to 1684 code for a protein of 440 amino acids. Lineage: Eukaryota; Metazoa; Chordata; Actinopteri; Perciformes; Sebastidae. The transcript has 13 exons. Gene Ontology annotation, molecular function: sequence-specific DNA binding; DNA-binding transcription factor activity.
UGGCAGGGCAGACAGAGAGAGUAGAGCGAAAGAGAAAAAGAAACUGUGAGAGCAACAAAGAUAGAGAUUAAUUGAGGAUAUAUUGAACAGACAAGUCAGAAAAAGAGAAAGUGAAAAUCAGAGUCAAGGUGAGAUUGUGUCGACAAGGACGUUCAGAGACAGUUUGACCGACUGAAAUGGAAUCAAAGAGACUGAGACAAACUUGGGAUUACCGGUAACGGAUCAUCAGAAGAGGAGUUUCUCAAACAUGGACUAGUCUGGGAGUCUGCACACAUACGCACACAUACACACUUUCUACUCACACACACAGACACAUUUGGUUUCCUGUUGUGAGCCGUCUUGGCAGUGGACAGGUGUCAGUAUGCAGGAGUCUCCAGGUGCCAUGGGUGUAGAUGGCAGCUACGCCAGCAAUGUUCCAGCCUUUCUCACCAAGCUGUGGACCCUGGUGGAGGAUCCAGAUACCAACCACCUCAUCUGCUGGAGCGCUUCUGGGACAAGUUUCCAUGUGUUUGACCAGGGACGCUUUGCCAAGGAAGUUCUGCCAAAGUACUUUAAACACAAUAACAUGGCGAGCUUUGUUCGACAGCUCAACAUGUAUGGUUUCCGUAAGGUGGUGAACAUUGAGCAGAGCGGUCUGGUGAAGCCUGAGAGAGACGACACAGAGUUCCAACAUCUGUACUUCCUCCAGGGACAUGAACACAUGCUGGAACACAUCAAGAGGAAGGUAUCCAUAGUGAAGAGUGAGGAGACCAAAGUCCGUCAGGAAGACCUCAGUAAACUGCUGUAUGAAGUCCAGCUUCUGCGAACACAACAGGACAACAUGGAGUGUCAAAUGCAGGACAUGAAACAGCAGAAUGAAGUGCUGUGGAGAGAGGUGGUCUCACUGAGACAGAAUCACACACAGCAACAGAAAGUCAUGAACAAGCUGAUACAGUUUCUGUUCAGCCAGAUGCAGUCCAACACACCCAGCACUGUGGGCCUAAAGAGAAAGCUGCCCCUGAUGUUGGACGACGGCUCUCCCAGCCCUCCUGCCUCCAAGUUCAGCCAUAGUCACCCAAUGGAGCCCAUGCAUGAGCCCUUCUACAUCCAGUCGCCAUCCAGUGAUACUGCUUCUUGCUCCGCUAGUGGGCUGACAGGAGGACCAAUUAUAUCAGAUGUUACUGACAUGUCUCAGGCUAGUAUGGCCCUCCAGAUGCAGCCUGAUGACACCAGGGAGAAGUGCAUGAUGCUUAUCAAAGAGGAGCCUGUGAGUCCAGGAGUGAGAGGAGGUAAAGGAGGCAGUGUAGGGGGAGGAGAGGCCGUAGCGUUGGCCUCCUCCUGUGAGGUGUGCUCCUCAGAACCUCCCGUCCUCCCCGUCGCUAUGGUCCAGUCUGUUCUGGAGGGGAGAGGCUCUGUGGCCUCUAUGGUGGAGAGGAGGAGUAAGAGACCUGCCCUGGACAGAGUGGAUGUUUCAGAUGCAGUGGAGAAUGUGGAUAUGAGCCUGGAGGAGCUACAGCAGCUGCUGCUCAGGAGCCAUCAGCAGAGCGCUGUGGAGGCUGGGACCAGCGCUGUUAUGGAUCCCUUCAGUUUAAGCCUGCCUCUGACUGAGUGGAACUUCACAGAGAUGGAAUCCAACCUCAAAUCAUACAUGUUCCAGAGCCAGGAAGCGGAGGCUUUUCCAGUUACUGGCUGUGAGGAACAGUGAUCCAUCUGUGCUGUGGACUGUCUUUUCUGAAGUGGAAGGCCACAGAAGCUGCUGUUCCCCUCAUUAUUCCACUCUGCAUGGGUUUGAUCCCACAGCCCUGCCAGGCUGUUUCUUACACGUGGCUUUCUUUCUUUUUUUCUUUCUUACUUUCCUUCCAUCCAUCUUUCUAUUCACAUACCUAGAAAAUGCAGCAAUGAAAAAGCCUGUAUCCCUCUAUUUCCUGGCCCCCUCGACUGCCAUUGGACCAGCAGCUCUGUGGACAUGCCCGCUGCCUGCAUGAGGAAAGACACAGGUCAAAGUUUUUCAUAGUUACUCAAACAAACAAGUGUGUUAUGACAUAAUUAUAUCUAGACUCCAAUAUUAAGCCAGCUGGAUGGCUGCAGCACUUUAGUCUUUGUGUGAGAGGGAGUUCCUGCUUGUGGGGGUGACUUUUUCUUCCUCUACUGUAUAAAGAAUCUAUUACGGAUGUACAGAUGAAUAUUUUUUAUUAUUUUAUCCUUAUUACAAAAAUACUGUAUUUGUAUCCAAGAGAAAACUUCGCUGUGAAAAAGCAUCUUGGGGGCAAUGUAGCAUACUGUAUAUUACAAGUUAUGUGUUUUUUUCAGUCUGUGUAAGGGUGUUGAAAAUUUAAGGGCUCCUCAUUUAUUUCAUGCGUUCCAAAAUCAUGAAAAUGUGUCGAGAUAGAUCAGAGGUGAUUUAGCCUUCCGUGAUAUGAAAGGUUCUUUUAGCAAAAAUAUGGAUUCAAGCCACGCUAAGAUCUGUUAAGAAACCUUGAAUUUUUUGAAGCAUAUCAUGAUAGGAGGUUUUACACACUGAAGCACCCAUCUAAUGUAUCUUUGCACAGGCCUGACAUGUAGCUGGAGACCUAGAGUUACUUCUCUUCUGUCCAUUUAAAUGUGAAGUUUAAAGGAGAUAUUUAAAGAUGGACUUCUCAUUUGACUAAACCAUGAACACCACUGCAUUUUUGCACAAUCUGUAUCACUAGUUAUAUAUAGUUAUGACAAACAGGUCCAUAUAUUUUCUGUUUGUAGAUAACCAACACUUUGUUGCUCUACACAUACAUGUCUAAGAGAGAUACUGGUCUAGAUUACAGGAUUUUCCAAAACUCAAAUGCAAAAUUUAGUCUUGGAGACACAAUGUCUCUGAAUGUUGCUGUUUUCAUCUGGAAUCAAAGGCCACACGUUGACUUAAGACUUGAGUGUGCAUCGAACGUAGAAACCCUGAUAGAAAGUCAAGAUAGUGGGAUGCUGCUUUUCAUACUUUGUCACAAAAAAACAAAUACUCAACUGUCAGGAGCCAGUCUUUAAAAAGAUUUCAUUAUGAUUGACUGCGUUUCAUUAAACGUAUGGUGAGGUGGUUACUUGAGAAUUGAAUCUGUUAUAGAACCAUUAACACCUGCUUGAAGAAAUGCAUAGUAAUUAUCUGGAUUACUAAAGAUAAUCAAUAACUAUUCGAUGUGAAACAUUAGUCCUCAGCACUGGUUGCAGGCAACAGUUUAAAGGUGAACUUAAUGCUAAAUAUUCUUCUGGAAAACUUCCUGGAGAUGAGUUGAAUCGUGCAAUACUGUACAGAACUGUGAGAACUCACACAAUUGCAAUACAUGGAUGACCAUAGGAAUGUAGGAAACAGCAACUGUGAGUGGUGGACUGGAACACACCAUUGUAAGAUGCACUUAGACUGUAUAUAAAGAUUGGCGACGUGUCUCCACCUCCUCCCACUGUACAGAAGUGAAGCCAAAAUAUCCCGGACAAGGGAGCUGCUAUCUUGAGAUUUUGACGUUAUUUGAAGACAAGAUUCUGCGCUGUAUUGAUUGGAGAGCUGGAGCCGCAAUAUUGAGGUCACAACCCCGAACCAAUCACGAGCCAAGCACGGCCGCAACUUGUUAGCAAGAGAGACUCACAGCUGCCAAUUAUGAUGUCUCACCCCCUUUAUACAGCAUGAAAUAACUAAUUAAAACCAAAUUUAUCAGAAAAAUUAACACUUGAACAUCAGUGUGAUAAGAACUUUAAAAAAAUGUAUUUGACAUUUACUUUGACUUUUUAGUUUGGCCUAUGUCCCAUCCGCUAACACAGAGUCGGCGGGCUUUAAGAGCAAUAGUGCAGCCAGCCACCAGGGGGCGAUCCAGAUGUUUUGGCUUCACUUUUGGGGAGCUGUCAUGUCGUCCAUCUUUAUAUACAGUCUAUGAAGAUGCACUGCAGAAGGAUAAUGCUAGCCUGUGAGUCUAAAAGCCCUGCUAGCUCUUUACACUGAGUCGAACAAAAUUAUUUCGGUUUUGUGGAGGCGCACGGCUACAACUUAGCCUACGGCAAGACUACGGUGGCUCCGCAGCUACACCGUAACCCCUUAACGCAGAACUAUAAAUCCAGCUUUAGGGAUGCUUUUUUUGCACAGAAUGGCUGGACAUUGUGUCCACUAUGUGAAUCUGAAAGCCCUGUUAGCUUUUUACACCGAGUCAGAUCAAAAAGAGUUGAACUAAUUGAAUGACCAGCCGACCAGCAACUUCAUCGCCAGAGCUACACGCUGAUGCUAGCAAGGCUAAAAAUCAGGGUAGCAGUUUGCAUUAGCUUUUUGAAAAGGGCGUCGCAUUUUCUCAAUUAUGUACUUUUGAAUCUGUUGUGUACUAUUACUUAUUAUGAAUCCAACUACUAUAAUAUCCUCAUAAUCAAUAUUAGAACUCCUGAAUUCAUAAAGCUGUGACUUUGCAUAUAGAUUUACAGUGUGAUUCUUCAAAAUUUAGAAAAGAAAUUCCCCUGACCUAGACAUGAUUACAAUUGAGGUUUUUAUAUUUAUAUGCAUUAAGUGAGAAAAAUGCGUUAAGAAAGACUAGCUCAUGUGUUCAUAUUGUGUAGAUUUAUCAAGACAUUAUAUUGGAUAUGCUCAAUUAAAAAGCUAACGCAAACUGCCCCCCUGCAGGUUAACAUUAUUGUGACAGACCCUCCUUCUCCGUGCAUACUUCAGGGAGAAGGGAGGAAAAACAAGCUGUGGUGUAUAACAAGUGAAAUUGCACUAAAAAUCACAGUUGUAUGAUAUUUGAGAGUAUACAGUAUAUUUUAGACAUAGCAUUUAUUCUUGUUCCUCAUGAUAAUAUGAGUGUUAAUGAUUUUUUUUCAAGAGUGAUGAAUACACACAUUCAGUUGCCGUAGUGUUCUUAAUUUAUUCUGUUUUCCAUUUUAAUCAUUUGCACUGGACAUGAACGGAUGUGUGUUCAAAUUACAUUUAUGCUUGUCAGGAUUGCAGAUAGAUACGGAUGUAUUUUUGUUAACUGAGUGAAAAGAUCUCUGCUGUAACAAAGCCUGGCAUCCCAAAAGCACUUCUGCACUACCAACGGACAACAAUACAUCAGCAUAUUAAUAUAUGUAACAUAUAUUAACAAAAAAUAGACAGCAUAACCCUUUCUUGUCACAAUAAAGAACACCUGCUGUCAAUAAAGACACACAGGCAACCUUAGUGCUUAGAUGCUUUUGAAAGUUGGCCACAACCUGAUAAAAAUGUGAAUUGUUUUACAUGGUUUUUUGCAAAGACUAAAGUGUAUUGUUACAGAGAGUCAAAGAAACUGAACAUGUAUUCCACCUGUAUGAAAUAUUUAAUUACA